This is a messenger RNA of Myripristis murdjan (pinecone soldierfish), 1839 nucleotides long. RefSeq names its product paired box 4 (gene pax4). The transcript has 10 exons. Gene Ontology annotation, biological process: regulation of transcription by RNA polymerase II; anatomical structure development. The record is from RefSeq and is a predicted model, not a curated record. The coding region runs from base 1 to 1290 and encodes 429 amino acids. Gene Ontology annotation, molecular function: RNA polymerase II cis-regulatory region sequence-specific DNA binding; DNA-binding transcription factor activity, RNA polymerase II-specific. NCBI's taxonomy places the organism in Eukaryota, Metazoa, Chordata, Actinopteri, Holocentriformes, Holocentridae.
AUGUCUAAAGGAGCUGGUGGAAGUGUGAACCAACUGGGAGGGAUGUUUCUCAACGGCAGACCUCUUCCAGAAUGCAAAAGGAGGAAAAUGAUUGAACUGGCCUCAGAGGGAGUCCGUCCAAGCCAGAUAUCCAAGAUACUUCGGGUGUCCAGUGGCUGCGUCAGUAAGAUCCUGAGCCGCUUCCACCGCACCGGGCUGCUGGAACCAAAGGCCACCGGAGGGAGCCGACCUCGCCUUCUCACCCCCGAUGUCAUCUCUACAAUAGUCCAGUGCAAAAGAGAAAACCCAACCAUUUUCGCCUGGGAAAUUCGGAAAAAGCUCGCAGCUGAACGAAUCUGUAAGCCCUCCAAAGUUCCCAGUGUUUCCUCUGUAAACCGCAUUUUGAGAAAGAUCCAGGUGGACUAUGGGCCAAUGUGCAUGGAAAUCAAUGCGCAAAACAGGACCGACCAAGGUCCAGGGUUUCCUCCCAUAAACCAAGGGGUAAUGAGUGAGAGAGUGCUUUCAGAGACAGUAUGCAGUAGUAACCAGAAGCCUAAAGGACCUCAGCACCGGAGCCGCACCACCUUCUCCCCAGAGCAGAGCAGAGCACUAGAGCAAGAGUUUUCUCAAAGUCAGUAUGCAGAUAUGUAUACAAGAGAAAAACUGUCAGCUGAGAUCAAACUUCCUGAGGACAUCAUCAAGGUCUGGUUUUCAAACAGACGUGCCAAGUGGAGGAGGGAGGCCAAACAGAUGGAUAACAUGCCAUCUGUUGUCCUUCAGAAGGAAAGGGAUUUUACUCCAAUUAAUCCAACAAUGUCACUCAGCUUCACCAGUCAACAGGUGGACUGGAAGGAGACAGGAGCAUCAAGAGUGUGCUGUGACACUUCAGAAGCCCCCCACACCUACAGCAUAGUUCCUCGGAAGGUACACUGUGGCUACCAUGUAUCAAAGGAAACAGGUAUGGGUAGUUCUGAACCUCUGACGUCCAUCUCACCCUCAUUCCUUCACCAACCAAAUGGCAAGAUUCACCCACUAAUCCAUCCCAUUACCCAGAAGACUCCACUGGCUCUCCACACAGACAGAUUCACCUUCCCGCUGGUUCACCACCACACAGAUACGAGGACAUGCCUCCCGUUUGUGAAUGAGGCACUGAGAACCGACUGCCCCUUGUCUCAGUACUGGAACCGGCAGGGACCUGCUUUCUCUUUGAGCCACUAUCAAACCGAUGAGAAGUUUCAGUUUGCCCAACACCAGGAGAUGGUGCAUGAAUGCUCGUCACUUCCUGGACAAAAUGCGCAACCACUGUUUUAACAUUGCUGAGUGAGUGACUCACAGCAUUCUUCUUUUUCCCACGCUCAUCUAGAGUUUUGAAAGAAGGGGAAGCAUUAUUCAGAAUCAGAUGCCUCUUCCUCAAUAUUUUGAGUUUGAAACAGGAAUUGAAUUUGUGUGAUUUCAAGGGUUGAACCUGGAUAUCUGAGUGGAUCAGAGACUGUCAUCAUGUAAAGUAAUCCCAGAGAACUCUUAAAAAACAAUAGUGGAAUUAAAUUUGCCCAGGAUCAAGAUUGAUUCAUUCUGGACAGCAGAGGGCGACAGAGGACUAGAGUACAUUUUUUCCCUUACACUCUUUUUCUUUUUUCAAGCCUACUCCCCCUCCUCACAAAUCUCCCUUCACUGUAUCUGGCACUUUGAAUUGCUCUUCAUUAGGGGUAAUGUUGUAAUGGCUAUCAUGACUGUCAUUCGAAGUACAGUGCAGUUUUGUAAACCUUACGUCAGAUUUAUCCAAUGCCUAUUAAUUCAAACCAUGUUUUUCCCUACAUCAUGUAAAGGAGGAGAUACUGUCACUUCAAGUUAAUAAACUGA